AAUCACGUGCUCUUUGACUCGGCUUAGCAGUGAAUUACACUGACAGAGCCAGUCACAGAAUCAUCCAAUCAACAACAACAACGACGCUUUUACAAAUGUAAUUAAAUGAAAAAUACUUACUCAUUCUGAUUGUAUUGGAAUUAGUUUUUAGGGGAAAUGGCUGCGGCCGAUGUAAAGCCACAAGAGAUCUAUAUGGAGAACGUUAAACUUAAGGAAGAUAAUGAAAAACUCAAACGUUUUAAAGAAGAAGUGGUCUAUCACCUUGGUAAAGUCGACCACAUUCCAAACACGGAUGUGGUGGAUGCAGACAAAAGCUAUUCUAAUCUUCACUUGUCCCGCAGUCUGGACGACCGUUGGGGCACCACAGAUGAUCUGGUAACCAAUACUAAUACGCAGCACAAAAGUGGAUGCAAGAAAGCAGUGGUCAAGGCGCUGUGGAAACUGCUGCCGAUUGCUGUUAUGGUUGUCUUAGUGGUAGUAUUGUAUGUUGUGACGGACACACGAAAUCAAAGUACCCUUCAGUCUCUAACGUCCGCUAUCUCCACCAAGCAUGGACAAUCUGGGGUCAUGUUGCCGUUUGCCGCCAAACAGGUUGGAAACAAUGAUGGAAACACAGUUCAAGAUACUGUGCUGAAGUAUUACUUGAAUAUAGGUAUGCGUCAGGACUACCAGUUACAGGAAUGUCAAGGUUCAGAAUUUAAACAAACUUUUCCCGACGUCGAUUACGCUCUGCUUGGCUACAACAUACUGAAAGGAUUCCCACUCGCCACCGGUCACGACCCUGGUUUCACAUACCCUAUAUUUCGCCACGAUUAUUCUUCUGGAGGAAUGACCGCUGAUUGCCGAUACAGUGUACCACGUGGUCUUGUAAUUAUACCGGAUGUCUCGUGUGUAACCUCGUUUUCAUCAACGACAAUUCAAACAAAAUACGAGUUUUCAAAGUCGUUGUCAGUUUCCGCUGGUGUAAGUGGAGGUGGGUGGGGAGUGAGUUUUUCUGCAAGCGCAGGAUAUAAGCAAUCGUCAUCGGAAAUGUCUUCUGGAGAAUCUGUCUUCAUCAUAUCGUCGGCCAAUUGUAACUACUAUUUCAGUAAGCUGAUAACUGAAGGGGCACCGGAUUUUGACCCCGUCUUUGUUAAGUGGGUCCAUAAGCUAAAUGCAACAGACUGGAAUCCUGAACUAUACAAUGAAUUUUUCGAAACAUAUGGGACCCACUUUCCAACAGAGGUAACAUUUGGUGCGAGAUUCAUCUACGAGCAUAAAAUGUCGUCAACUAAGUACGAGAGUGAGACGAAGCGUGGUGUUAAUGUGGCUAUCCAAGCCAGCUAUUCAGGACUGUUUAGUGCAGGCGGUGGUUUUGGUAUGGAUUCCGACCAAAGGCAUUCCGCAUCUGCCUUCUCACAAUCAGUCGAAACCAAGACAAUAACCGUUGGCGCAGCCCCUCCAUCAAAUGGCGAUGCUAUGACAUGGGCGUCAGAAGUUAAAACGAGUCCUGUACCAACUUCGUAUAAAUUAUCUUCUAUUGAGCUUUUGUUUACAAAAGGAUAUAUGGGGAAAAUGAAUGUGGACUAUGACAGAAUUCGUACUAAUAUCGACACUAACAAACUCAGAUAUUGUUCAUACCUUCGAGACGAAGGGAAAGUUGAUUCAUGUGAUGAUUUGGUUGCUGGAGUUGAGUUGAAGAAAACCAAAUUGCAUAACCACUAUAAGGAAACACAGGUAGGCUUGAGUUCUGAAUGUGUGGAGACAUGCCUGGAAGAUGUAGAAUGCGUUGGUGCAACGAUAUGCACGAAUUGCACCAGUAAUGAUAUACAUUACAAUACUUGCUAUAUGUUUAAAGAGAACGGGAACAACGCCUACUCGGUCAAAGCUGAAUUACCGACUUGGCAAAGUAACAUAUUUUCAGAGAAGUUAAAGUCUCAAAUAAAAUUCAGCGAUACAAGAAUAAAUGGUGUCGCGCGGGGCUUUGAAAAUGAUGAUGACAAAAAGGCGAACCUGACAACAUGUCUUAAACUUUGCAUCCAAGAUGCCCACUGUGUGGCCUAUACGCACUGUGACUGUCCGGAUAAAGUAGCACAGUGUACCAUGUACAGCAAGGUGUCCAUUUCAGGCCUGGAAAGAGAUGAGGGGACAACAACCUUUUUCAUUACGAGCCGUCAUGAAAUGCCUACAACAUCACCAUCGCCUACAAGCAGGCAAGCACCGACUACAGUCAUUGGGCUAACUACAACAUCACCAUAACCUACAAGCAGGCAAGCACUGACUACAAGGUCAUCGGGUAACUAGCCUGUUGACAUGACUUGACCAAAUCCGGUUUAUCUGGAAAUAGAUGUUAUGAACUAACGCCAAGUAGACGAACACUUAUGUCUUACAUUAUUUUUAUAUGUGACAUGUUGUGAUCUGAUGCUAUAUGAUGUUUUAUUUUAUUUGUUGUUUUGCGCAUAUUUGUUGUGUAUCUCUUAAUUACAGUGCUGGAUGCAUAGCUAGAUUUUAGUAUUGUUUAAUGAUUUAUAAUUAGUAUACGAGUAUUUUUAUAAUAACUGUUAUAUAAAGAUAUAUUGCAUAUAUAUUGAACGGUUUUUUUCAUUAAGAUAACAUAUACACUGUAAUAUAGAUUUUUGUCUUGCACUCUGUGAUUUAUUGACGUCACAUGUGCACUCAACAGUUUGUAGUUUGUUAACCUUGUUCUCACGCAGUGUAUAUUUUCAGUUUCCAAGUUGUGUUCUUUCUACUAGUAUUAUGAGUGUAUGAGCCGCGCCAUGAAAUUUCUUACCUUAUAGUAAUUAUGACAUCAUCGAGAAAAAUGACGUCAAAGCUAUGUUACGAAAAAUUAAUUGCGGCGCCCUUGAAAUAACAACGUGAAAGGUAAAGACAAUAUAGGACUUAAUUGAUGCGAGUAUACAGUGUUGCUUUACGUAAUAAAAAUUAAAUAAAAUGUGCAUGUCUGUUUUAUAUCGUUUUUGUUUUCCUUACUUGGAAAUAAAAUCAAUGUCACCAGAGCGUAAUGCCGACGUCACAUACAUGUUUGCAACUUAAUUUACAUAUCUAUUUUGCAUUAUGAUACCCAAUUAUGUAUACAUUUUCUAAAAGGUAAUAAAACGAGCUAUUCGAUAUUGUAUAAAACUGAAAAUGACCAAAAAUAAUCAUAAGGUAUAAAAAUGCUUGACGCGGCUCAAAUGUUUUGGUACAUUCGUAAAUUGUCUUUGUAAUAGUAACAUGUGACUCUUUGUUAAAUUUGAGGAAAUAUAGUUAAAAAACAGUCACAUAAAUCCAAUUGUACUCGGUGUUAGCACUUGUGUUUUCACUUUGUUAUAUGUUAUGUGUACCUAUUGUUAUUAGUUGCACACUAAGCAUGAAAUUGAAGCCACGUACUUUUGCUUGCAGAUUAAGUAGGCUCCUUAUAUUGUAGAUACAUGUAUGUACUGUUUGAUACAAUAAAUAACCUACCACCAAA
This is a messenger RNA of Dreissena polymorpha, 3451 nucleotides long. RefSeq lists its product as uncharacterized. The record is from RefSeq and is a predicted model, not a curated record. NCBI's taxonomy places the organism in Eukaryota, Metazoa, Mollusca, Bivalvia, Myida, Dreissenidae. Bases 157 to 2238 code for a protein of 693 amino acids. The transcript has 5 exons.